AUGGAUUCAAGGGAGGCUUUGGAGAAGCAGGGUGACCAACCUGAGAGCCCAGACCCGGGCUCCCAAGUAUACUUGACCCCACAGGGCCCCAACACAGAAAUGGUCAACAAGGAAGAUAACAACACCAUCCUUAGGCUGUCCUUCCCCAGGAAGCUCUGGAUGAUCAUGGAGGAUGCGGCCUUCACCUCUGUGCACUGCAGCGACAAGGGAGACACUGUGGUCAUUGAGGCAAAUCUCUUCCAGACGGCAGUCCUCCAGCUCAGGGGCGCAGAUCAGAUCUUCAAGACAGACAGCAUCAAGAGCUUCAUCCGUGAAAUGAACCUGUAUGGGUUCAGUAAAAUCUGCCCUUCGAGGUGCUCUGCAGGGAAGAAGAAGCUGAUGAUCUAUCGCAACUUCAACUUUCAGAGAGACAAGCCUCUCCUCCUGCAGAACAUCCGGAGGAAAGGUGACCCUCAGCCCACCACCAGCGCAACAACCACCCCAAAGAGAAAGAAGCGAGCGGUGGAGACCAGAUGCUCUCCUCGAUUCCAUCAUGAGUUCACCCAAGAGACAGACAAGAACGCCCAGAUGGAACACCAGAAACCCCCAGCCUGCACUCAUUUCUGUUCUCUGACCUUUGAUCUGGAGGGAGCAGGGGAACUGACCAACAGCCCCCCGGAGUACCCAAGUUACAAUUUGGUGAUGGCUGUGUACAAGACCUUUUACUCCACCAUGAUGGCAGCCCUUUCAGUCAUGGCCCCAGAUGAGGCCUCGGAGGCGGAGGAGUAG
Messenger RNA from Dama dama (fallow deer), 768 nucleotides. RefSeq names its product heat shock transcription factor, X-linked member 3-like. Lineage: Eukaryota; Metazoa; Chordata; Mammalia; Artiodactyla; Cervidae. Gene Ontology annotation, biological process: regulation of DNA-templated transcription. The record is from RefSeq and is a predicted model, not a curated record. Bases 1 to 768 code for a protein of 255 amino acids. Gene Ontology annotation, molecular function: DNA-binding transcription factor activity; sequence-specific DNA binding. The transcript has 3 exons.